AUGUACCCGCCGGAGGCGACCGGUGUGGCGCCGUUUGGCCCGCGCAAUCCGAUCGCGUCUGCGUCGGCGCCGGAGGCCCGCAUGACGUCCUUCGUCGCGUCGCAGCCCAACGCAUCAGUGGUGCGGCAGAGCAGCAUCGUCAUCCCAAGCGCGCUCGGCGAGAAGGAGUUCGAGAUCGUCGUGAUGCCGCGCGACGAGUACGAGCGGAACUACGGUCCAAAAGAUAAUGAUGACACGGCACAGUGA
Trypanosoma grayi is the source of this 246-nucleotide messenger RNA. RefSeq lists its product as hypothetical. The transcript has a single exon. NCBI's taxonomy places the organism in Eukaryota, Euglenozoa, Kinetoplastea, Trypanosomatida, Trypanosomatidae. The record is from RefSeq and is a predicted model, not a curated record. Bases 1 to 246 code for a protein of 81 amino acids.